UACUACAAAAAAGUUGGACAUCUGUUCAACACAUGUUUAGCAAAAGUACUACCACAAAAGAGUGUUUUAGGGAUAGACACGCCUUAAACAUUGUUUAAAUUUAAACACCCGAACGGGGUAGUUUAGCGGGUGUUUAAGCUCAGUCCGUCAUUUUGUUCUGAACGUUCAUUGUGAAUAUUACGAUAUUACGUGCGACUUUUUUUUUAAGUUCAUUGAUUUAUAUUGAAGUACCUAAUCUAAAUGGAUAUCAUAGACUUCCUGGACUUUAUUGACGAAGAAGACUUCUAUUACGUCGACAGUUUUCGAGAUAACUUGAUACCUCGUGUACGAAUUAAUCCGUUUGAACGUUACGACGACGCAAAUUUUAGGAAGAAAUAUAGGUUUAGCAAAGAUUUUGCAAAUAAAAUUGUGGAUUUAGUUAAGGAAGACCUUCCUAGUGACCGUCGUGGUGGUGCAAUCCAUCCACAAAUACAGGUUGCUUGUGCUUUGCGAUGCUGGGCUCGACAUCAGAUUUUCUUACAGAUUCAAGAUGAUAGUGGAGACAUGCAUGGCAUUUCACAACAAGCAGUCAGUAAAAUAUGCAGAAAUGUUGCAGAAGCACUGGCUAAGAAAGCCCAUUUAUUUAUUAGCAUGCCGAGUUUUUUAGAAGAGCAACAAGGCACAAUAAGAGGAUUCAGAAGUAUUUGUGGUUUCCCAACUGUGAUCGGAGCGAUAGACUGCACCCAUAUAAGACGCACGCAACGGAAGGCUUCAAAGAAGAAAUAA
This is a messenger RNA of Spodoptera litura, 765 nucleotides long. Lineage: Eukaryota; Metazoa; Arthropoda; Insecta; Lepidoptera; Noctuidae. The record is from RefSeq and is a predicted model, not a curated record.